CAGAAAACAAGACACGGAAAUGGUGAUGGCAUUGUUUUUUUAAUGGUUGUUGACUAUCACUUCAAAACAAGAUUUCGAUAAUUUAAAUUGUACAUGUCCUUCACCCAAUGACCUCCAGAGCUUUCGCUAGCAAGACGUCACGACCUCUUCAACGUGACGUCGCCGGUGACGCGACUGGAGAUGACGACAAACGUGCGGCUCUGGGCAGCUGGCUCAGGAGAGCUAACCAGGGCCAGUGGGCCGAGGACAAGACGGUGCUCAAGAUACGACAGUUGAAACAGAGGCUGAGGCCGCUAACACAGCACAUGGUGUACAGCCGUAGAGUUGACCUGAGUGACGCCGCUCUGCUCAAGUGGCUGAUCGUCUCCAACUUUGACGUCUACAUGGCCGACACCAAGAUAAGGAAAAGUCUGGAACUCAGGGAGAAGUUAAAGAUUGAUUACUUGACCACAGAGUACAGACCACCACAGCACCUGCAGGCCUGCUAUGCAGGUGGUCUAUGUGGCCUAGACAAGCAGGGCUCGCCUGUCUACUACGAGCUGUACGGUCUGAUGAACAUCCAAGACGUGAUGAAGACGGUGGGGCGGGAGGGGCUGAUCCAGUUCAAGGUCUACCAACACGAGCGGAUCCUCCAGCACAUGAAGAAACUCUCGCGAGGCAAGGCUCAUCAAGUGGACGCCAUCUUGAUCGUGGCUGACCUCCAGUUCUGCGGGGUCGAGAGUUUGUUCAGUUCUGCUCUCUUCUUGUGGGCUAAGGUGCUGGAGGUCCUGAUUGAGACCUACCCGUCCCUGAUCAAAGAGAUUCUGCUCAUCAACACCCACACGGUGACCUUGGAGAUAGAGGGCAACCUACAGUCGUACUUCAGCGCCCCGGCAUGUCAGCUGAUUAAAGUCUGUGGCAGACAUUACAUGCCGGAUUUACUCAAGCGUAUCAAACACCAGGAGAUUCCCGCUUACCUGGGCGGCAACAAAAAGAUGCCAGACAUUCACACCUUCGCUAGACUGGACGUGGACUACUGGAACUGUAAGGAUCUAGACUGGAUCUCUGUGACCGACGCCCGACGGGCCAAACAGAAAACCGACGAGUGCACGGUCCUGCCGGGCAUCCGGCGUGUGGAGGAGUAUCACGUGACCGAGGCCGAGUCGAGCCUGGCCUGGGAGGUGAAGGACAUCGAUGAGGCUAUCGGUCUGUCCAUCUACUGGCACCUGCUGGGUGAGCGGAACCUCGUCUUCGCCAGAUGCGUCCUUUGUGAGGACAGCGCCAACCUGUCUGGAGAGAUCGAGUGUUCGAUGACGGGCAGGUACCUGGUGGUACUGGACAAUGUUCGGGACCUGGCACAGGCCUGCACUUUCAAGCACACCAUCACCAUCCGGUCACCCAAAGAAAAAACCGUCCAGAAAACUCUCAAGAUAGAGGACACCAUGGGCGUGAAGUUGCCGCCCAUUCGUCAGACUGGAAGGAAGGACAGGCUUGAUCAGAUGGUCAACUUUAGGAGUGACAACACGGAUUGGCUGACACACAUUUAGCACAGCACACACAAUGACCUACCGACCCACAUUUAGCACAACACACACAAUGACCAACUGACCCACUUAAUAAUACAUAGCACACACAAUGACCUACUGACCCACUUAAUAAUACAUAGCACACACAAUGACCUACUGACCCACAUUUAGCACCAGUACGGAACCAGUUAAGAUUACAGGAUGUGACGCCAGACAAGGAACACACCUUCAAACCUUUCGAACCUUUACAUCGUGUGAAUGAUUCGCCUCAUGUCUCAUACAUUAAUGGUAUAUUGAAGAAUUACUCUGUUGAAAUUAUUAAACUUUAAUUU
Messenger RNA from Physella acuta, 1837 nucleotides. RefSeq names its product SEC14-like protein 3. The record is from RefSeq and is a predicted model, not a curated record. Gene Ontology annotation, cellular component: cytoplasm. Lineage: Eukaryota; Metazoa; Mollusca; Gastropoda; Physidae.